GAUGAAUUUUAAGUACAUAGUUGCAGUGUCUUUUUUAAUAGCAUCUACAUAUGCGCGAAGUGUAAAGAAUGAUGAACAGUCUCUGAGUCAGAGGGAUGUUUUAGAAGAAGAAUCACUGAGGGAAAUCAGAGGUAUAGGAGGAGCCCUCCUAAGUGUUGGUAAAUCAGCUUUAAAAGGCUUGGUUAAAGGAUUGGCUGGGCAUUUUGCGAUUGAGAAGAGAACAGCUGAAGAUCAUGAAAUGAUGAAAAGACUGGAAGCUGUAAUGCGUGAUCUAGAUUCCUUGGAUUAUCCAGAGGAAGCUUCUGAAAAGGAAACCAGAGGCUUCAAUCAAGAGGAGAUUGCAAAUCUUUAUACUGAAAAAGAGAAACGCAUUAUAGGGCCAAUAUUAGGUUUGGUUGGUAGUGCACUUGGAAGUUUACUUGGAUAAUUAUAGCCAGUAAAAUUUUGCUUUCAUUUAUGUUUGUAAAAUGAUGCUAAUCAGAUAACAUAAUAAAGCAUAAAUAAAACACACAAAAAGCUAUUUAAACAAACUGCAUGUUCUCUACUCUGCUAUUAAAUAAAAAUCAUAUGAGCAAAA
Messenger RNA from Bombina bombina (fire-bellied toad), 577 nucleotides. RefSeq names its product bombinins BLP-7/H-BO-like. The record is from RefSeq and is a predicted model, not a curated record. The transcript has 2 exons. Gene Ontology annotation, cellular component: extracellular region. NCBI's taxonomy places the organism in Eukaryota, Metazoa, Chordata, Amphibia, Anura, Bombinatoridae. Bases 2 to 427 code for a protein of 141 amino acids. Gene Ontology annotation, biological process: defense response to bacterium.